Molecule: messenger RNA, 4387 nt
Organism: Pygocentrus nattereri (red-bellied piranha)
Lineage: Eukaryota; Metazoa; Chordata; Actinopteri; Characiformes; Serrasalmidae
Product: R3H domain-containing protein 1
Exons: 25
Coding region: 1-3414 (1137 amino acids)
Molecular function (GO): nucleic acid binding
Source: RefSeq, a predicted model, not a curated record
AUGAGAAUGACUGAGGCUGUAUUUGCGGAGAGAAGCUGUGACAGGAUGAAAGUCUUUGAGAGCGACAGUCCUCACCCUGACGCCCCGCCCAAACCGCACAGCCCCCAACAUGCGCACGAAAACAACACCACACACACUCACCACGACGAGCGUGCACCCAGCGAGUGUGUGAAAGACCAGAGCUGCUCCUCUGACAUCAAUAACCAAACGCAGCCACCCCACUCCGCAGGACAGCUGAUGAGACGUUCUAAGUCGAACACGAAAGUAAAAUUAGUCCGGAGCUUGGCGGUGUGUGAAGAGUCGUCUCCGCCCACGAUCGCAGAGCCGCCGCAGCAACACCAGGAUAAAAUCCACUUGCAGCUCAGCCAGGCUUUAGAGAAAGAGGAACCAGCCAGUAGGGAUGAGGACCAGAGCGAGAAAAUCACGGACAAGACGGAGAGUGCCGACAGACUGCCAAGGAAAUCGCUGUCAAGAGACCCCAGUCAGGAAUACACGGACUCCACAGGCAUAGAUCUCCAUGAAUUUCUAGUCAACACACUGAAGAAUAACCCCCGGGACAGAAUGAUGCUGCUGAAACUGGAGCAGGACAUUCUGGACUUCAUCAGCAACAAUGAGUCUCAGAAGAGGAAGUUCCCCCCUAUGACAUCAUAUCAAAGGAUGCUGCUGCACAGGGUGGCAGCCUACUUUGGCCUGGACCACAACGUCGACCCGACCGGCAAAUCGGUCAUCAUCAAUAAAACCAUCAAUACGAGGAUACCGGAUCAGAAGUUUUCAGAGCACAUUAAAGGCGAUAAGACGGAUGAUUUCCAGAAGCGUUACAUCUUGAAGAGAGACAACCUCAGUCUAGACCAGGAGGAUGGCAGGCUUCGGAUGCGUCUGAAGGACGACAGGAGGAGUAAGUCUAUUGAGGAGAGAGAAGAAGAGUACCAAAGAGCGAGGGAGCGAAUCUUUGCUCAAGACGGACAAGAUCAUUUUCAGUUUGAUAAAAGAAUUCAGGAGGAUGUAAGCUGCAUUAGCACUCAGCAGAGGCGGCAAAUCUUCAGGUUGAGAGAUGGCCGUUUGGGGAAUAGUCGUCAGAGCAGCUCUGAGAAUGAGCCGAAAAGCUGCGAGCCUCGGCCGUGGAGCAGCACAGACUCAGACAGCUCCCACCGGAACCUGAAGCCCGCCAUCACCAAAGCCAGUAGCUUCAGCGGCAUCAGCCUGCUCAUCCGCGGAGACAGCUCAGCCAGCAGCAAGAGCACCAGCAGACUGUCUAAAACAGGUUCCGACUCUUCUAGUAGUGUAGGUUCGUCUACAGGCUCACUCCCUCGUCCCACCUUGUCGUUACCUGUCCCGCCAGUGAGCCAGCCCUGCCGUGUCCCGGCUGUGGCCUCAGCUGCGCCCCCUCCUGGCGGGCCUAUAGGGGCCAGCACCACCAUCCCGGCCUCUCAGAGCUCCACCGCCAAUUCAAGCACUAGUGCAAGUGCUAACACGAGCUACUACCUCCUUCCUCUGGAGGCCACGGCCAUCCCGCCGGGCAGCGUGCUGCUAAACCCUCACACAGGUCAGCCAUUUGUGAAUCCUGAUGGCAGCGCUGUGAUCUACAACCCCACCAUGACUUCACAGCAGGGGAGAGGCCAGCAGCCCAUGGCCCCGCCUCCACCGCCACCUCCUCCCCCUCCACCACAGCAUCAGCCAGGCAAUCACAUUCUGACACAGCUUUGUGGUCAGUCUGUGCAGUACUCAGCGAUUUCUUACCCUCCUCCGCUCCUGCCUGUUCCUCUAAACCAACACUACACUGUGCAGGACAGUUUGGGGAGCCAGUUUAGCCAAAUGAGUCUGGUUCAGCAGGCCUCCGGAGAAGUCUCAGAGACCCAGCCUGCUCUCUUCCCCCCCUCUAUGGUGCUCCAGAACCCACCCCCCUCUGGCUACAUGAUGCCCCAGCCAGGCCAGUCUGUCCCUGGAGCUGCAUAUCCACCACCAACCCCAGUUAACCAGUCCAUCAUCCAACAGCAAGGAUACAUACAGCAGCCUGUGCAGCAGAUGUCAGCAUGCUACUGUGCUCCUGGUCAGUAUUCCCACUCUAACCAGCACUACAGACCAGUUACACCAGUACACUACAGCACCCCCCAGAGCCAACCGGUACCACCCCAACAAACAGGUUACCAGGCUGUCAUGCCCAGUCAACCACCAAGCUACCAGAGCAUGAUGGGGUUGCAACAGCCUCAGAGCCAGUCGCUGGUCGGCAGCCAGGCUGGGAUGGCCAGUCAGAUUCAGGGUGUUAUGGUGCAGUACCCACCCGUCCAACCCUAUCAAGUGUCUGUGCCACAGGGGUCUCAGAGUGUUCCUCAGCCAGCCUAUCAGCAGCAGAUUGUCCUGCAGGGACAGACCAAUCAGGCGCCAGUUCCUUCUGCCAGCAUGCAGGUUUACUACAGCGUCCUGCCCCCAGGGCAGCACUCCACUGUUAGCUCGACUGUGGGCUUUCUGCCUUCACUGGGCUCAGAGCAGAUGCAGUUCCCCAGGGCCUCCUCCCCCUGCGGCUCUCAGCCAAUGCCAGGCCAGCAGUGUGCAGGUGUGCCUCCACCGCCCCCCAGUGGUGGCAUGCUGAUGAUGCAAUUAAGUGUCCCUCCCAGCCAGCAGCCCCGUGCUCCGUCCCCCGCCCAGUGGAAGCACAACAAAUAUUACAGCCUAGACCACCAGCACCACCACGGUCCCAAACCAGGCGAGCUCGCCCCACUCGAUGCCUCUCAGAGUAGUCCUCAGCUGGCUAGCCCCUCCCCAUCCCCUGCUCAUUCUCCCACUCCAGCUCACCUAGCCAAUCUAAAGGGAAUCCGUCAUGGCCUUGCCCCCCUUCCCAUCAUGCAUCAGUUUUCUCGUCCUUUCCUUCCAGGCCAAGGUGAUGGCAGGUAUCCUCUGCUUGGACAGCCUCUUCAGUACAACCCUCCCAUCAGACCUCCACUAAUACACGGCUCUCAUAUGGUCAAUCAUCACCACCACCAUCACCACCAGGUUUCUAUGGGUAUCCGUCAUGGGGGACGUGGCCGGAGACCCACAAAGAAAUCGCUGUCAACUGAUACGAGUCCAGGAGAGAUAGUGACUAGUCGUGUUCUAGAAGUGACGGACCUGCCAGCUGGCAUCAGUCGUGCGGAGGCGGACUCUUUACUCGGGGAGCUGGGUAAGGCAGGAGCUCUCAUCAAAUGGCUGCGGGAGCCCCAACCGCCCCAGCGCUUGGACUGCAGCGACACGAACUCUGACCCCUCCAAAGUGCCCCCCCACGACCUGGCGUCCACCUACACCAUCCUGGCCACGUUCCCCACCAGAUACGCAGCGCAGAGCGCACUGCUGAAACUGAACAGCUCCAUCACCACGUUCAGACUGAAAUCCAGCAAGAGACAUGACGAGGCUCACAUCCUAGAGAGAGCCAGCUCUCAGUGAGGCCACGCCCCCUCACUCCCCGGCCAAUCACCACCAUUGCCUCGGGCUCACUUCCUGCCAUCCUCACUCACUACUUUUGUUUUGUUUUUUUUGUUUUUGUUUGUUUGUUUGCACCACUGUGGUAAAAUAUGGACGGGUUUGAUACUGUUGGGGUUUUCACUCGGGUUUGUUAAUACAGGGAAGAAAAAAAGGAAAAAAAAAAAAAAGGAAUGGUGUUGUAACUGUUUGAAACGGGCAUAAUUAUCCAACUCGAAAUGUUAUUUAAUCGAACCAAAAACAAGACAUUUUGCAAUUUUCUAAAGACGCUAUGAUGCUUUACUACGAAGACAGCAUGGUGACUGGUCAUAUAGUAUAGUUUUGUACUGCAGAAGAGAAGCUUUGACAUGUGACAACAUUAAGUUCCCCCACCUCCAGCUGCCCCUGGACCACACGCACCGGCUUGCUCUUCGUCUCGUUUGUGACUCCUUGUUUGUUUAGGGGAGGAAAAAAACGAAGCCUGCUAAAGUUGGUACGUCUGCAAAACUGCAAACAAGAGAAAGCUUCUACUUUGCGUGCCUUCAGCCCCUCUUACACUGUUGCAGGAAAAUGCCACCGCCAACAGAGAAUAACGGAUGCCACCCAAAAACAAAAAUCUGUGGAUGAAUAAUAGAUUUUUCACUGGCAGAGUAAUUUGUCCUCCUUUUCUCUCAAAAGUUGUAAAAUGCCAACUUUAGUAAUUCUUCAGACUAGUUUUGUGUUUUAAUUUUAUUUAUAAGCAGACGAUGGCAGAUUUUAAAGAGGUCUUCACUCCAGCUCCUUCUCUCGCUCUUCCCCCAGAACUUUUAACUGUCUCAUAAGAAUGUUCACUCAAAGAUGGAAAUAAUUACACCUCAUACUUGCUCCUUUUUUGUUUUGUUUGUUGCAAAAUGUGUGGAUUAUGGAAGGCUGUAAAAUGUUUUUAUUUCAGUUUGAAACAAAUAAAUGUUUACACCAA